Entrophospora candida is the source of this 1008-nucleotide messenger RNA. The record is from the annotation of a GenBank genome assembly. Lineage: Eukaryota; Fungi; Glomeromycota; Glomeromycetes; Entrophosporales; Entrophosporaceae.
AUGUCAACUCAAAUUCUUUCUAAAACAAUCCAACUCGGAACCAAAAUUUUAAAUCAUGUUAAUAUUGAAAAUAAAUAUAAAGAGAUUUUAAAAUCAAACAGUAUUCACGCAAUUUCUGAACCAAAUUCCACCAACUCCCAAAUCGUUGAAAAUACUCCAACUCCAAAUGGGUUUAUUUCCGCUUUCUUGCAAGCUUAUAAUGAACAUCAGCAUUUAAAAAUUUCUCCGGAUGAUGUUUGGUUAACUAUUGCUCAAGGAGUCAGUCAUCAUAUUAAUUUUAAUUCAGAAAAAUAUCGUUAUAUGUUCGUUAAUCAUGAAGGUAAAAAAGACAUUUGCAUUAACGUUAUGGGUAUUUUAAGUCCAACCAGUAGUGGUAUUGUAGGAAAUUGGAACCAAGCAGUUGAGAUUUUAACAGAUGCAACUGAUAGACGUGUUAAAGAAGAAGUUGAAUUAAAACAAUUAUUAGAAUGUAAUUUUACGACUACAACUCCUACUACAAAAACUUCUAGUAAUAUCGUAUUAUUAGAUACUGUUAAAGCCUAUUUUAGUUAUAGUAUGACGCUUGCAUGUGGAAUUCCAAAGAUUACUUUAACUGGUACUUUAGAAGAUUGGAUGAAAAUUCAAGAAAAGUUAUUUCGAUUACGUAAAUUAAAUUUGGAUUUAGACUUUUGGUUAAACAAAUUAGAUCCAAUUAUUUGGCAAUUUGUUUCAACUUAUAAAGGUGAAAUAUAUGAAGAUUUUUGGAGUAAAGCUUUCACUUAUGAAAGUUAUGGCUCUGGUGGACAAAAAUCUUUAACUGGUUGGAUUGCUACAUUCUUUCCUUACAACCGUGCUGGCCGUCCUUUAGGAGGAAUUGUGAACUUAUAUGAUUUACCUUACGGUCGAGUUAGUGUACCUUUUGGAUUUGAUGGUUUAAAGUUACAACUUAUUACUGGUUUUAUAGGCUACAAACAAGAAACCGUUAGCAACAAUGAUGGUAAUAUAGAAGUUAUUGUUUCGCCUAAUUAG